AAGGGGCUGGGUUAUGUGCCGUCUUUGUAUUUCAUUAAUAACUGAAACAGAAGCUAUCUCACUGUGAAUGAGCGAAAGGCUGAAACGAGAAAAGAAAAUGACACUCAAAAUGGGGUGGAGCGGAGCCAUCUGCCAAGGUUUUUUCUUGCUCAUUUGCCUUCUUGUCUAUGUUGAAGCAGUGCCUGUAGCUAUAGAUAAAACCAAGAUAAACCCACCAGAGGAACAAAAAGAAGAAAAAGAAAAAGAAAAUUCAGAUACUGGACUAUAUUAUGACCGUUACCUCAGGGAAGUCAUUGAUGUUCUGGAGACAGACCAGCAUUUCAGAGAAAAGCUUCAGAACACAGAUAUGGAAGAUAUCAAGGCAGGAAAACUAGCCAAAGAGCUUGAUUUUGUAAGUCAUAAUAUAAGAACAAGGCUGGAUGAAAUGAAAAGGCAGGAAGUGAACAGGUUACGGACCCUGAUUAAAGCCAAACAGGAUGUGGAAAUUGGAAAAGGCCUGGCUGUGGAUCAUGAAUCACUGUUGAAACAGUUUGAAUACCUCAACCAUGGGAACCCACAUACCUUUGAGAUUGAAGAUUUGAAUAAGCUUAUUACAACGGCAACCAGUGACCUGGAAAACUUCGACAAGGAACACCACGAUGAGUUUAAGAGGUAUGAAUUGAUGAAAGAACACGAAAGAAGAGAAUAUCUGAAGGCUCUAGAUGAAGAGAAGAGGAAAGCAGAAGAGAAGCAUUAUGAAGAAAUGAAAAAGAAACAUGCUGACCACCCCAAAGUAAAUCACCCGGGAAGCCAGGACCAGUUGAAGGAAGUCUGGGAGGAAACUGAUGGACUGGAUCCCCUUGACUUUGACCCAAAGACUUUCUUCAAAUUACAUGAUACUAAUGGUGAUGACUUUCUUGAUGAGCAGGAACUGGAAGCACUGUUUACCAAAGAGCUGGAGAAGAUGUAUGAUCCAAAAAAUGAAGAAGAUGACAUGGUGGAGAUGGAGGAAGAGAGGAUCAGAAUGAGGGAACAUGUCAUGAAUGAGGUUGAUGUAAACAAGGAUCGUCUAGUUUCACUAGAAGAGUUUUUAGUUUCAACUGGAAAGAGAGAGUUCUUAGAGCCAGAUAGUUGGGAGACUCUGGAACAGGUUCCAGCUUUUACUGAAGAGGAAAUGAAGGAAUUUGAACAGCAUCUGGCUGAACAAGAACACGACCUAAAAAAUAAAGCAGACACUCUUAAUAAACAAAGAGAAGAGCUAGAGAGGCAACAGGAGCGACUUAAUGCCCAGAAAUUAGAGCUUCAAAAGGCUGUUGAACAUAUGGAUAAGUUAAAAACUCAACAGGAACAACCUCCCCCAGGAAACAACAAAGAACAGGCUGAAGAUGGAGGACACCCUAUAGAAAGUAAUCAGCCAUUGUCUACAGGUCAUCAUGAGGAACAGACAAAACCACAUCAAUAACCUUUUGUGCCUUUUUUUUGUUUACAUAUCAUAUGUGUGUAUGAAAUGGUAGACGCACACAAUGUUCAAAUGAUUUACAAUAUUAAAUUUUUUUUAUUUAAUUUGAACAUAAAAAACAUUACGUCUCUACCCGAUUAUAACCUGACGAUUUUACAGUUUAACAUUGAGCUAUUAUAAUGCUAAAUGAUUGUGUUUCAACGUGUCACAAAUGGGGUACUCUACCAAAUGCUAAAGAGGACAGCUCUUACUGUAACAUACACAAGAACCCAAGUUAUGUUUGACCCUGUGAAUCCGUUAAGAGUGUGCUGUCUGUUGAAAGCACAAUCAGAUCCAUACGGGUUGUUUUUUCAUUUUGUAGAGAUCAUGUGGUGCAAUAUAUUUUAAUUUCUGUUUCUAAGCAGUUAGUUUUAGGUGCUCACGUUAUUAUUUUUAUCUUAUUUCAUUGGAUUGCCUUUAAUUUCAUUUUCAGCUUGUGUUUUUUUUUUUUAAUAAUUCUGAAUUGAAUAAUACAAAGUAUGCCACUUGACUUUUUACCCUUUUAUCCUGGUAAACCUUUUGUGCAAUGAAAUAAAGAAUAUGGACCUUCAACUGCAGAAUGAGUUGAAUCCUCAGCAAUUCUGUUUGUGCUGCCUGAUAUUUGAAGCUAUAUAUAUAUAUAUGCUGCAGUAUUUUCGUAAUUUCUAAACAUGACAAAGUACUCUUGAAUUUAAAGAAGUCUGUACUACGUUGCCUUUUGAUGCCAUUAAAAUUAAGGACCAAAAUCUGACUUAACUUUGGCACUGCACUGUAUGUAAAUAUGCUGUAGGAAUUACUGGUCUCAAAAGUAUUUGUAGAAAAAUAAUAUAUAUUUUGAGAAGAAUGCACAGGACUGCCAGCCAAUUUAAAGUUAGAAAUCUGUUUAAAUUGAAAGGGACAUUGAAACUAUUCAAAUGAUUUGAAAUGGUUUUGUUUUCAAUUCAUUUUUAAAUGUUUAAUUUAUUUUAAGCUUAUUUGUUAAAAUGUAUUGUGUAUGAAAUGGAGGUCAGUUGGUAUGUCAGAAUCCAUUGUUGUUUUAAAUAAAUAAAAUAAAGCAUUUGAGAAUUCAA
Molecule: messenger RNA, 2526 nt
Organism: Polyodon spathula (Mississippi paddlefish)
Lineage: Eukaryota; Metazoa; Chordata; Actinopteri; Acipenseriformes; Polyodontidae
Product: nucleobindin-2-like
Exons: 13
Coding region: 68-1441 (457 amino acids)
Cellular component (GO): extracellular exosome; endoplasmic reticulum-Golgi intermediate compartment
Molecular function (GO): calcium ion binding
Source: RefSeq, a predicted model, not a curated record